AGUCCCAAAUGAUUCUAAAGCGUUCUAAUUGAUUCUGAACCGUUUAAGACUGUACUAGAUGAUUUCUAACUGACUCUGGAGCGUUCUAGACUGUUCUUAGGCGAGUUCUAAAUGAUUCUAGACAGUUCUAAAUGAUUCUGGAGCGUUCUAACUGACUCGCAUCAACAGGUGGAUGAAGCUCUAUUUUCUAUUAUCAACCUUGCCAUAUUUCCUAUGCACAUUUAAAUACAUUUACAAGAACGGUCCCAUGAAUGGUUCUCCCCGAUGGACUGUAAAUAAUAAAAAAAAAGGUAAAAAUAUAUACCAUGCGGCAACCGAGAGAGUCCGAUAUCUAAUUAUAUAACCAUCGACUGUUCGAAUUGAAUACAAUGUCGAACGCUCGCCGAACGAAGAGCGAAGGUACAUAUACAGUUAGUUAGUUAGUUAGUUACCUAGCCGAGACUGUACCUGCACGGCGAUUGGUCGCCUCGUUUUCAGGUAAACGUAAACGCCGUCUCUCGUCGAACACACGGUGUAACCAGCCCAUGGGCAGACACCUCGAAACAAAUCGCUGGAUUAAUAAACGACUCGACAAAUACUAAAUACUUGCCAGGCUGUGAUCGUUUUUAGUUUAAAUCGGCGACUUUCCACGACGGUUUUCCCGGUAAUUUCCCAAUUCGAAUUCGAAGUAAUCGUGCGCGCGAAGUGAUCCUUUUAAUCCAAUCCUUCUUCUUGUUCUUCAUCGAGAAGAAGAAUCGAAUCCGAUGUGUUUGUGAUAUGUUUAUUGUUGACAAACUCGUUGGAGUGUAACUAACUAAUUAACUGUGAUCUAUUUUAUUUUAUAUACACACAAAAGUAAACUCGAUUUUUAGACUUGGAUAUAUUUUUAACGGAACCGACUUAUACCUGCGCGAAUCAAACAGGUGUCACGUGGCAACAUGUCGGACUUGUAAUGGUACAAUUGAGAAAAUGCCAUGUUCAUGUUAAAUCGGUUUCGGGCGAUUGUUAUCGAAGCUGAUGAGUAUCAAAGGAUUGAAGAUGAUAGGGCCCCAUUAUAUAUGCGUUUUGUAUGUAACGACGGCGGGCCUGCAGGGCCCCCUGAUGGGGUCCGAUGAACAAGAAAUCGUUCUUCUUGUUUAUAUUAUCGUGGAUGUUGUUCAAAACAAGGUAGCAGGUGUCCAACAAUACACCGUUCGACCUCAAGUAGCUGAUAUUAACGAAAAUUUUCUAUCCACCGAAGUAACAUCGGAAUCUGUGUUAACUGAUGAUAUUAUCAAAUCCACCGGCAAGCAGCUCGAAGAGGCCAUUUGCGAUUUCGAAGUUUAUUGCAAUACAUUACAUAUUGAUCCUCACAAUUCUGGAUUUAGGCUAGUGACUGAUGGACAAUUGCCUUUAAGGCAAUGUUUGCAUCCAGAGGCGUGCAGGAAAGACAUCGAUCUGCCCAAUUAUUAUAGCAUUUUCCAUGACCUUAGGAAAGAAGUAGCGAAAUUUACGGGGAAAUUAGAGGAUCCCCCCCAAUCGAUACCAUCGAUGUUAGAAUAUUUAGAAAUAAAACCUGAACCAGAAAAUGAGUUUUUUAAAAAGGAAGUUAAGGAUAUGGUGAAUAUUGUACAGGGUCUUGUUUCUGCAGGGCAUAGAUUUGAAACUCCUGAAACUAUUAAUCUUACAUUGGAACCUGGUAUUUGUUCAAAAGAUGAUGAAAUCGACAGUAACUGCGUGGUAAGAGCCAGAGGAUUGCCCUGGCAGAGCAGCGAUCAAGACAUUGCUAAAUUUUUUCGAGGAUUAAAUGUUGCAAAGGGCGGAGUAGCCCUGUGCCUAUCAGCGCAAGGUCGAAGGAACGGCGAGGCCCUCGUGAGGUUCGUCAGCCAGGAGCACAGAGACAUGGCCCUGAAGAGGCACAAGCACCACAUCAGCACGCGCUGGAUCGAGGUCUACAGGGGCACCGGCAAGGACUUUCUAUCGGUCGCUGGCGGGUCCAGUUGCGAAGCCCAAGCGUUCCUCUCCAAAGGCGCCGCCGUCAUCAUCAGGAUGCGCGGAUUGCCCUACGAUUGCACCGCCAAGCAAGUGUUGGACUUCUUCGCCAACGGGGACAACUCCUGCUUAGUACUCGAUGGGGUAGAUGGGGUUUUGUUCGUGCGAAAGCCCGACGGCAGAGCCACCGGAGACGCUUUCGUGCUCUUCGCCAACGAAUCGGAUUCCACCAAAGCUCUAUCGAAGCACAGGGAGUGCAUCGGCUCCCGGUACAUCGAAUUGUUCAGGUCUACUACAGCGGAAGUCCAACAGGUCCUGAACCGUUCGAUGGAUCCGAAGACCUACGAACAACAAGCCCCGCUCAUCGCUCAAAUACCGCAGGUGCCUUUGUUGCCGCAACAAUUCAUCACUUCGGGGACGAGAAAAGACUGCAUUAGGUUAAGGGGACUGCCCUACGAGGCUCAGGUCGAACACAUAUUGGACUUCUUGGGCGAUUACUCGCACAACAUCGUCCUGCAGGGGGUCCACAUGGUCAUCAACUCCCAGGGUCAACCGAGCGGCGAGGCGUUCAUCCAAAUGGACUCGGAGCAAUCGGCCUUCAUGACUGCCCAGCAGAAGCACCACAGGUACAUGAUAUUCGGCAAGAAGCAGCGCUACAUCGAGGUGUUCCAAUGUUCCGGCGAAGACAUGAACCACGUGUUGACCGGCAGCAUGCCAUCGCCAGUUUCGCCGGUCAAAGCCGCCGCCCCCGCUCUACUAAGUCCCGGUAUGUUACCACCGCUACCGCCCACUAAUAUCCCGCCGCCGGCGGCACCUCAUUCAUCCGCGAUGUCUCAGAGUUUGCCCCAGCCGCCCCUCGCUUGGGACAAUCAGGCGCUGUUCGCGCAACAGCAGGCGCAGAUCAUCGCCCAGCACAAUCUGAUGGCGAGGCAGAGCCAGGCGGCGCAGAACGAGAUGGUGCUGAUGAACCAGCUGGCGCAGCAGAACCUGCUGUUCGGCGGGCCGUUCUCGCCGACGGGGGCUUCGCCCCCGGCGCCGCUGAAGCCGGCCGCCGCCGGGCACCAGAUGGUGCCCGUCGUGCCGGGCCAUCCGUUCGUGUACCUGCCGCCGAGGCUGCCGAUGGGGCUGCAGCGGCCGCCGCCGGUUCUGUACCAGCACCAUUUGGUGCAGGGGCAGGGUGCUGGGGUGGUGAUGCCGCCCCACGUGGCGGUUAAGAGGAGCUACGGGGAUGCUUUUAAUGAUCAGGUGGCGCCGGCUAAGAGGCCGUUCGCUCCCGCCUCGUUGCCCCUCUAUCAGCAGUUUUAUCCCAAUAUGUGAGGCAGCUGCUGGUUUGGUUGUGAGAAUUGAUAGAGUGAGGUUGAAGGGUAGUAAUGUACGGGGGGUUGUUGAAAGUUUGGGAGUGGAUAGAGGGGUUCGAAUUGUGGCGGAAACUUUUGCAAAUGUUGUUUUAUCGAAAUGGUCUUGGUUGUUGGUGAGCAGGAUGUUAAAGAUGGAUUCUUGAUGAGGUGUUUUUAUUAAUAAUUUCGUUAAUAGCGAAGGUAGAUUGAUGAGAUUUGGUACACAUACUAAGCAAAUGAAAUGUUUUACGGUGCUUUUAAAUAGGGUUGAAAAAGUUGUCCAGGGGUGGGUUAAAAUGGGGGGGGCGUGGGGUAAUUUUGACCUAACUUUUUUAUUUUAACCUUUUCUAUUGAUUCGUUUAAAAAAUAUGAAAAAGUUUUCUACUUAAAAAUGGUUUCUGAUGCACAAACUUAUUAAACAAUUUUCUUUAAAAAUAUAAUAGAAAUGAAUUCUUUCAAAAACUUCACAUUUAGAUAAAAUGACAUUAGAGUUUUCUUCAUAUUUUGAGAUUCUCUACUUGCUCCCAUAAUUUGACCAUUUAUUUCGGAAACACCCUGUAUAUUUUUGAGUUUUAGUUAUUUUGAUAUUAUUUAGUUUAGCGAUUAGUAAGAUAGGUGCAAGCUCAUUUGAAAAACAAUAAUGCUCCAAAUUGAGAAAACCAGAAUUUAAAAUAAUCGUUUUCUGGUUUCACAUUAAACAUUUUAAAUGAAUUUAUCGCAAUGAUUGAAUAACUAAGUACUUAACAAGUUCGAGUUUAUGUAAAAAAAAUCGUGUGUCCUAUUAAGUUUUUAGUUUUUGUUUUUAUUUUUAGAUAUUAAUAUUGUUGAUUAAGUUUUCGCAUAUUUCGCUUUGCUUACAUCAAAUUGAAAGUAAUUUUUUAAAGCAAUACAAUCGUGUUUAGUUACACGAGAAAAAAAUAAUUAUAAGCUUUACUAAUAAUGUAAAUAGACGAGAAGUUAUUAUUAUAAAAAUAUGAACUUUACUGAGAGCCUAAAUUUUCACUCAUUUAUCAAGGCUGUAAUUAUUAUUUUUUUUUAUGAAAAUUUACAUAUUGUUUUUCGGUAUGUAAAAUAUUUCGAUAGGAAGAAAAUAAACUCAAAUCACCGAAGUAGUCGUGUUAAAGGAAACGCAAAAUUCAAUUUACCCUGAAAGGAAAAUUUUAUUUUUCAUUUUCUGUUUGAUUCUCCGAAUCCCAGUUUACAUAGGAUUGUUUGAACAAUACACAAAUUUUUAAAUACUCCUUUUUUGAAAAAUCCUAUAAUUACAUCACUACUUUUGUAGGUUUGUAGGUCCUACCCAUCCUCACGUUCUUGUUAUAUUCAAUAUUUAAUAUUUUUUUAGUAUUUAGUAAAUAAUUAUAUGGAAUAAAAUGGCAACUCACAGGGCUUCUGUGGUAACAAACUCUGAGACAAAGUGAUUAUCGAACAGGGUACUGAGACCCCACCUUUUAAUAUCUAUACCUUCCAAUUUUUAAAAGACUGGGACUCUGCUAUGAUGAAUUAUUGUGAUGAAAAUACAUUCCGAAUUUUCGAUGAACCCGGAAUUUUCGAACGAUCAUUCCGAAACUAUUUUUGAUACAAGAAUUUUUACAGUUGUUGUUAAUGUUGAAAAUAUCGCGGGUUCGUCAUUUGCUGUUACAUGAAAUUUUUAACUGUUUCGGAAAUAUAUUUUUAGGAAAUCGGUUUCGAGAUAAUUUUCGUUUCUUUCUAUUUAUCAGAAUAGCUUUCAAUUUAUCGAAAAUUUUCUCGAAUUCGCCUCCUGAAAAUUGAUCGGAAACUUUUGUUACUAUUUGUUUUUUUUUUCCAAGGAAAUGUUAAAUUUAUAUUAUUUCUAUCGGUCCUCUAUUCUAUGUUUAGGGCUUUUGUUAUAACAAACAAUGUUUGCGAACUAAUUUAAUAGACCUUUGGAUAUGGGUGUUUGUUGUCUACAACUUAUUUGGUUUUAGGAAACAUGUUGAAACUAAAGGCAACUAUUUUUAUUAUUAUUAUUAUUAAAUUUUUAAGUACAAUGUACUUACUAAUGAGAUGACCUUAUCUAAUAUAAAUUUGAAUUAAUCGGACAGUUGAAUUAAUUAAUUAUUAAUUAUUGAAAUGAUUGAUUUGAGGUUGUCUUUGGUUGUGUCUUUGUCACUGUUGUCAAUAGAUUGGCGAAGGGUUAUUUUUUUGAGAAUUCCAAAAUUACCAACUGGUUUCUUUUUAAUAUUAAUCGUUAUUUAAAAAUAAAAAACCUUAACUAGUUGCUAAUUCUGGAAUCCUCAUUUUAGAAUUGAUAGUAGUAUAAGAAACAUUGUACAAAAUCAUGGUGUUAAAUUAAUUCAUUUAAUUUUAUUAUAUAUUGGGAAUUAGUUUACUUAGUUUGAUAGUUUAUUUUCGCCGAUAUCGGUUUAAGUAGGUUCAGUUUCCGUACAGCUUUCGCUAGAUAUUUGAAUAUGAUUUGGUGUUAUGCUUUUCACGUUCAUUUUUUACUACAAACUAUAUGGAGUGGUGUUGGUGAAUGAUUCUCGAUUUCGACUUUAUAAACAGAAUGAAAAUCUUCCACAAAUUCGAGAAAAAUUUCGGUGAAAUUUCAUCAAUAAUUCUCGCUAAUAUUCUCGAUAUUUUUUCGCAAGAUAUUCAUUCUCGAUUGGAAGUUUUUAUACAGGUAUAUGAUGGUGAAUUCACAAUGUAAGUAUUUCAGUCGCUUUUCCACUGCUUUUGAGCAUUUCGAAAAAUAUUUUUCGAAUGUAUUUGAAGUUUAACAACUAAAAUCUAUAUAGUUGGUAUACACAUGAAUUUAUUUUCCUAUUGGGAGCUUUCUUUUUUUUAUUAUCUUCUUAUUUUGGUUGGUUUUUCUUAUAUUCCAAUUUUCUAUAUUUUAUUAUUAUUUAACAAAGUUAAUACAAAAUUAUUUAUUUGCAAUUUCUGGCAACAUAUUUAGGUAUAUAUUUCAUUAGACAAUAACUUGAUUUUAUUGAUUUUUAGAGUUAUAAAAAAUAAAUGUGGAAAUAGCAUUUUCCUCGCAAAAGUAAAGUUGGUGAAAAUAUUGGUAAACUGGAAAACUAAAACACUAUAAUAAAUGACCAUUGCUCGAGUCUCUCGGCAAAAUAUGUAAAUUUUUCAUUCAAAUUCUUUGCAUUUAGUAAUAAAUUACUAGUUAAAAACCAGAAAUAUUCACCCUCUUUUACUUAGGAAAUAAUGCUCUUUUAAGAAUUCCGUUUUAACAUUGAAAUUUAAUGCAAAUUAACAUUUUCCAAAUACUCAAAAUUUCACUGUUAAAAGAAUUAAACUGGAGCUACAUUUAAACAGCAAUAAUAACAAUAACUGACAGUUAAUAUUUCUAAUAAUUAGCUAUUUAUUUGACGAAUGGAGACACACUUUAAAUGCUCCAAACUAAAUUUAUUUCGUGAGAUAUGGAAUGUUUGGGUGUUACUAACUUCGAGUAGAUAUAUUAUACUAACAAAAUUCAUGGUGGUGUAUUAUUUUGGAAUGCUGAAAGAUUUUCACCAAGCCUUGUUUAUUGUCUAGCGAAGGUUCUAUUUUAUUUUUCUCUCAUUUUUUUUGUGGUAACGGGUAGGUACAGAGCACCAGAAGUACCCUUUACUUCUGUUCAAACACUAACUAAGAAUAUUGUAUUAGAAAGUAAGUACCUAUUUUCUUAUCUUAAUGGGGGUUUUUAGAGACAUCAUUCUUAUGUUCAGAUGAAAGGAGAUUUAUUUCGUGGAUUGCUUUAAAGAUUUAUCUAUCUAAUUUCUGGUAUUUACGCCUGCCCGAUGCCGAUGGUUGAAACAAAAAAAAAUGGCGAAUUAUUCUUUUAUAUUUCUGUAACGUUUACGCAGCUCUAUCAUUAAAAUUGUCUUAAUAUACACAUUAAUAAAUGUUUUUGUCACUAUAAUGCUUUUUGGGUUUGUUGUCAGUCUCCUUUCGCUAUAUAUAUAACACAUUUUUCCAUGUACAGGGUAGUUUAAAAAUCCGGAACUUUUUGUACACUAACAACAAUUCGGUGAUGAGUAGGCGAUGGAGUUUCGAAUUUUUCAUCUACCCUGUACAUUCGGAUAUGAAUAUAUUGGGUGGUUAAUCCUGGAGAAGAUGGCAGUUAAGUGUGGGACAUCGUUUGCUUCUAUAUAUGGAGGUGGGUAGAUGGUUUAUCAUUAUUUCCAUUUGAUUCUAAUUCUAAUAGAAUUAUUCAGUAGUUUAGUGGUCUGGUUUAAUACCCCUCGAAUGGUUCGUUUCAAAAUUAAUAUGUUUUAUAACGAUUAAUUAAUUAAUGAGGUAAGCAUUAAUGUUAAACCACUCGAGCUAUCAAAUCGAAAAGUUCGAUUUUUGUUGAAAGUUGAAAAAAAAACUUCCUGGUGUUUAAGCAACGGCAUAUUUUAGGCGGUAAUAUCCUGCCGACUCCCUUCCACCCGGGGCCCAAUUUCCCUGGAUACCCCCCUGUACAGAUGGCGGCGGCCGCGAUGGAUCCCAGACAGUUCAUGCAUCCGCAGAUAUUCUACUGGCCCUACCCGAGUCCGCCCGUUUCGCCGACCAAUUACUACCCCUCGAUGGCCCCACCGGGGGCCCUGCAGGCCCAGCAGCCCCAGCAACAAAUGAUUCCUCCGGAUUGUGGUCCGAUGCCUCAGCUGGCUCCUCUUCCAGUCGAUCCGAGAUUGCUGGCGGAAAUGCACCGGCCUGAUAAGGAAAAUAGGUCGAAUAUUUCUCUUAAUCAAUACGUUGAGAUUAUAAUAUAAUAGCUAAUUGUUUGGUUUUAACACAGUUAACAGUCUGCUGGAUUUGAUGAGGAACUAAAAAAACUGUUUUUGCUAAGCUAGUUUAAUGAAAUUUGACAUUAAUUUUAGUCGAAACUUGCCUCUUAAGCCUUAUAACGUAGCCAGUUAAUGAUGCAGAUUACAAUGAAAUUGAGAUGUAAUUUUAUCUAAUUCUUUAAAAAUCGAAAUAGAUUUUAUUGUGAUCUGCUGUAGGUUUAAUUGUAAUUGAAACUGGUCAAUGAAAAGAAGCACCUUAGUGACUACUCAUUGCACAUAUCAGAUUUUUUUUUAGAUGAAUCGAUUAAAAAACUAUCGAUGCAUAAUUAAUUAAAUUAUAUAUCAGAUUAAUAUAUACGAGUAUAAUAUAUAUGUAGGUCUGUUAGUUUAAUUAUAUAUUUUUCAAUUUUUAUAAUCGAGCAAAUAUGAAUAUUUUUAAUAUAGUUAAUUCCAAUGAAAAUGAAAGAGUAUUUCGUUCGAGCAAUUGUCGAGGCUUUUUAAGAUGAUUUUCUAGCGAAUUUUAAUAGUUAAAACUUCCUUGUAAUCUUUUUUUUUUAACAAGCAAAAAUGAUAUUAUUUACACGAAAGAUUUCGAUUAAGGACAAUUAAUUUUAACUUAAUGUAGGUACAAUUUUAUGACUAAAUUUAAGCAUUUAAGGGAUAGAAGUUUAACAACAAAAAUUACAACGUCUUCCGAAACGUUUUUUAUAUUUAUAUUUUUAGGAAAAAAUCGCCUCACUUUAACUGCUUCAUUUUUAUAACUUUUAUGUGAUUUAGCUUAUAGUCUAAGUAGUUCAAAGCAACGAAUUAAUAAGGCUCGCAUAUACCAAGUUGCCCUUAAUUUAGUAAAAGUUCAAAGAAAGUUUAAUAUGUAUUAUAAAAGUUUUUUUUUUAUAUUAUAUUUUUACGAGAGAAAGUGAUGCUAGGUAACUAAUUGAAUAGUUUCGAAAGUAAUUUAGUUUUAGCAAAUUUUAGAAUAAUUUAUAGCAAGUUCUUAAUUUGCAAAACUAAAUGUACAGUAGAACUUUCUUUAACGCUAAUGUGCAAUACAUCUAAGUUUUAUAAAAUCAUAGUCAUCUUUAGUUUAGGGUCUACACGACUUUAAAGUAGUUGUUCAUAAUAUGAACUUAUUUUUGUUGUUUAUUGUAAAGUUUAUAAUGAUUAUAUUAUUAAGAUUGCAUUAAUAUAUCUACAUAGAAUGUUGGUAUUAAUUCCGAGAUCGUUUUUUUAUAUUUUAUAUAAUUUAGAGCGUUUUCAGAACUACUUUUUUUUAUCAAAUCUGCUCUGAUGUAAUUUAGUUAUUUAUGUCUCCGCAAAAUACAGACACUUGCCGAUUAGAAUAUAUCAAAUUCCUCGAUUAUUUUGCGGAGAGAAUUUAUUUUUUAAAUGACAACAAAUUUUAGGUAACUGCAAGUUUCUUGCUAAUUUUUUUUUUGUGAUCAUUUAAUUUAAAUAGAACAAAUGUGGCAGAUUCUGCGUAAUCUAAAAUAAGAAACAAAUAAUUGAUUCAAUUUUCACUGUUUUUGUUAUGUUUAA
Molecule: messenger RNA, 9544 nt
Organism: Phyllotreta striolata
Lineage: Eukaryota; Metazoa; Arthropoda; Insecta; Coleoptera; Chrysomelidae
Source: the annotation of a GenBank genome assembly